Messenger RNA from Akanthomyces muscarius, 1542 nucleotides. RefSeq lists its product as uncharacterized. The record is from RefSeq and is a predicted model, not a curated record. The coding region runs from base 1 to 1542 and encodes 513 amino acids. Gene Ontology annotation, biological process: transmembrane transport. NCBI's taxonomy places the organism in Eukaryota, Fungi, Ascomycota, Sordariomycetes, Hypocreales, Cordycipitaceae. The transcript has a single exon.
AUGGGUAGAUUCUACGACUGGCUUGCGGCCCCUGGCAAGAAGGGCCCGAUUGCAGAUGCCGCUCCAACCCAAAUUGUUGCUCGCCUUCCUAGCGGCGAUUCGGGCAACGACAAGUUAGCCGUCGCCGAGAUCACCGAAGUCUACUCCAAGGACAGCAGCUCGGUGCACAACGUUACCGGCUAUGUGGAUAAGCAAAAGGACGGGCGUCUCGAUCGUUGGCUGGACUGGGUGGUGUGGGCAUCCGGCUCCGAGCCCGUGUUCCUGUUUAUCGUGGCCGGUCUCUUGACUUGGGCCCUGGUGGGCAUCAAGUAUGGCGAGGCAGACUCAUGGGCAGUCAUGAUUUCGGACAUCCAGGCCAUCCUGAGCUACCUCUUUGACUCUCUGCUCGUGCGUCAGCAGCUCAACGGCUACGACAAGAUGAUUCGGCUAACAGCGACAUUGCGAUCGCGCAGCGCCAGCCACCAGCGCAUGCUCCGUACCGUCCAAGCCCGGGGCGAUGGCCUAGCGCGGGACAAUGUCGAGGCCACGAUCGAGCUCGAGCAGAGGUUCCAGCAAACGCUGGUCGAGGCGGGCCUGCCGCAAGAGAGCUGGCUGGGACGGGUGUCGACUCGGGCGUCGGACAUUAUGGGCCACUUUGUCACCCUUUGCCUGUACUGGGUGGGCAUCUUUGUCUGGCUCGGCUUCGGUCACUACUGCGGCUGGAGCGACCGCUGGCAGCUGUACAUCAACUCGGCGACGUCGGCGCUCAUGGUUCUCAUCUUUGCAUUCCUGGCCAACAUUCGCGAGCGCCACGCCCUCUUCACCAACCGGUGGCUGAACCUGCUGUUCGAGGCCGACUCGGCCGUGGAGCUGCGGCUGCGGCAGCUCACGGGCGAUGACACGCCCAACAAAGUCAUCGAGGUGCCUGCCCCGAAGAUGAGCCACCUGCAGCGCGCCAUCUUUUACUAUGCCGACUUUGUGGGUACGUUGACGGGCGUGGGCAUCCUGAUUGCUGUCAUUAUCGUGUGGGUGGCCAUCGGACCGGCCAUGGGCUUCAACUCCAAUUGGUGGCUGCUCAUCGGCACCUACGCGGGCCUCAUCGGCCUCAACGAUGGCUUUGUGCUGCGCAAUCUCCAGCACGAGCUGGCCCGCUACGAGGACGAUGCCUUUGAGGAGGCGAGCUUCUCCGACAUGGCGGUAAUGGGCGAGAUUGCGGUUGCCGACCCGGCGUCAAAGGUGGCCGGGGUGAGCCUAUCGCUGAGCUCGCGUCUGUCGGAGCGUAUGGGUGCCUUUUUCUCGCACGAGCUUGUCGUCAUGGCGGAUGUUGUCCUCAUCAUUGGCUUGAUCAUUGGCGCGAGUGCCAUGCGCUGGACCGUCACCGGCCAGUUGCUGUGCAACGUCCCCCCCAGCGUGAUUGAGACCUUCAUCAUGCUGAUUUUGAUUACCGGACACAACCUGGGCGAGGUUCGCCGGAGGGAAAGCAUCGAGAACAUGUAUCGUCGCAGGCUCAAGGUGCUCACGUAUGUCGACAUGGUUGCAGAGAAGACCGGCGACAAGGUAUAG